AGAAAGCAACCCUGUAUUUAUGCAUUUGACAUUACGCAGCUUGGAUUUUUCAAGAUAAAAAAUUCUAUCAACAUUUCUGCUUAAUUUAAUGAGUGAUUGUGAUUAUUACUUUCAUAUUUGUUACAAAUAACGAUACAUUGAGUUAAAAAAUAGAAAGCUGGAGAAAUAGUGAACAAUGCUUGCCUCUAAAAUACCACAAAAGGCAAUAGUAGCAGAGGCGCGUACUGAGUCCAGUUCACCAACUAAUGACAUGGCUUGGAAACAUUGGUGUCGAUUAUGUGCUAAAGAAGAUGAUGACAGUCAUUUGUGUGUCUUUCCAGAAAUCAAUGAGCCCGGAAAAUUAGUGGAUAGUAGUUUAGCUACAACAAUUGGCAAAUUUUUCUGGGUUAAUAUAAGACCAAACGACGGAUUAUCGAAUUAUGUAUGCCUUGAAUGUCACACAUUAGUGACUUCAUUGACGCAGUUUACGGAACGCGUUAAUAAAGUACAGGCUAUGUUCUGCGCAUUACAAAAUUCUGACCCUACUAGUACAAUGAAUCUGAGUGAAGUUAGACUACAAUACGGUUUAUUGGAUAUGGAAUGGGAUCAUAUAAUAAAGUCUGAACGAGUCAUUGAAAACAAGAAAACCAACAGUGAGAAACCAACCAGUGAUGUUGGUGAUUGGGAAUUGGAUGGUGAAGAUAAUAAAGAAGAUACAGAAGAAUUUGAGUUACAAGAAAAUAAAAAACGCAAAGCUGGUGAAAAUUUCUCCUUUGAACUUGUUAAGCGUGGAAUUAAAAGAAAGCGACAAGAUGUUGAACAUGAUGAAGUGGAAGAUAAUGAGGGAGACAAUAUGUUAACGUUUGGUGCACUAGUAGGCGAAUCUGAAGAAGAUACAGAAGAACAUUUUAUAAUCGAAAAUAUGACAACAGAAGAAGAGCUUGAUGAUGCUGAGCUACUACGUCAAUUAAGAGGAGAUGAUGAUGAGGAGGAAGAUGAAAAUGAACAGUUACAAGAUACAAAAAAGGAGGAACAUGAAGACAAAUUGAAAAGUGAAAACGCUGAAGAAGAUUGUGAAAAUUAUAACUUAGAAGAAGAAGAAGAAGAUAUAGAACAAAAUGAUGAUACAGACGAAUAUGUUGGUGGUGAGAAGUCAGCUCAAGUGAAUAAAAUUGAUUCAAGUAGUCGUGUGCGAAAGAAAAGACGAGGACGACAACCUAAAUAUCAAACAAGUACAGAACAUGCACCAGACGAAGCCGAGUCCGAUGAUGAUGCAAAUGAUAAUUCACAAACAUCAUACAAAUAUGAGUGUAGCAUAUGUCAGAAGAAGUACAAAAAUCCUACAUCAUAUCGUAAACACAUUAUGGAAAAACAUAACCAGGAACCAGAUAUACCCGAUUUCAAAUGUGAAACCUGCAAUAAAAUCUAUCCAACAGAACGUCAGUUACAAAUACAUGCGCGCACACAUCUCGCACUGGAGGACAAACUCGAUAUACCGUGUCCAUAUUGUGAACGUAAAUUCACCAAAGUGUCUGUUAUGCGGCAACAUGUGCAGGGAAUACAUGAAAACAAGAAACCGUAUAUUUGCGACGAAUGUGGGCGUUCAUUAAAAACAUUAGCGGCAUUAGCCGAGCAUAAGCUAGUGCAUACCAAUGAUACACCAUUCGAAUGCGAAGUGUGCCAGCGAGCUUUCAAGAAUAAAGCACGAUUAAAGGUACAUUUGGAGACACACAAUGACUCCUCCUACAUCUGCACAGAGUGCGGCCUUAAGUUGAACACGCGACGUACAUUAAAAAUGCACAUGCUCGUGCAUUCGGAUGCCAAACGUUACAAGUGUGAUUUCUGUCCUGCCGCAUUUAAACGCACUAAAGCAUUGAAAAAUCACUUAAUCCUACACACCGGCAUGCGGCCAUACAAGUGUAAUUUCUGUGAGAAAACCUUUUCGAAUGGCUCCAAUUGUCGUUCGCACAAAAAGAAAAUGCAUGCACUAGAGUUGGCCGAAGAAGAGGCAAUGGGUAAGAAAGCCGAAGCUGUAACAGUGCCGAAAUUGGAGGAGCUGCGUUCGAGCACCAAUGUUGUUGGCAAUCCGCGUCGUGUGCAGCGUCAUCAGGGCGGUUUACCGUUGCAUAUGCGACAAUUGUUAAUCGCAGCUGAGGAGCGCGCAAAACGUGACGAAACCACGAAGCACACGAAUGGCACACAAUCCAAUGCUACACUUGAAAUGCACGAGGAAGACACAGAAACACAUUCGAAGGCGGUUUCUACAAUACAUUUAGAGGGUGACGACGACUCAGAGUUUAUUGAAUUGAAUGAAGAUUUGCUGCGUGAUGACGAUGACGAUGAUGAGGAAGAGGAUGAUAAUGAAAUGGUUGUAUAUGAAAUAAUUGCUGAAAUAUAAGAAUGAAUUAUUGAUUACAAAUACAACACAAAUUAACGAAAGAGAUGUGGUAGGUGAAUGCUACACAACUAUGUGUAAAUUCUUCCUAUAAUGUUGAAAAUUAACUUUUGAAAUAUAUGUAGCAUUUUAAAAAUGUUAAAAUGAAAAAUAAUAAUUAUUUUUUAAUAUUAUAAUAAAUUAACAUAUGUAGAUACAUAUGUAUAUAAAAUUAAUGAAAUUUAAAAAUUAUUUUUAA
Messenger RNA from Zeugodacus cucurbitae (melon fly), 2612 nucleotides. RefSeq names its product zinc finger protein 892. Gene Ontology annotation, cellular component: nucleus. Bases 176 to 2377 code for a protein of 733 amino acids. Lineage: Eukaryota; Metazoa; Arthropoda; Insecta; Diptera; Tephritidae. Gene Ontology annotation, biological process: regulation of transcription by RNA polymerase II. The transcript has 4 exons. The record is from RefSeq and is a predicted model, not a curated record. Gene Ontology annotation, molecular function: zinc ion binding; DNA-binding transcription activator activity, RNA polymerase II-specific; RNA polymerase II cis-regulatory region sequence-specific DNA binding.